Molecule: messenger RNA, 7017 nt
Organism: Stomoxys calcitrans (stable fly)
Lineage: Eukaryota; Metazoa; Arthropoda; Insecta; Diptera; Muscidae
Gene: ckn
Exons: 9
Coding region: 461-3283 (940 amino acids)
Biological process (GO): axonogenesis; cell surface receptor protein tyrosine phosphatase signaling pathway
Cellular component (GO): axon; focal adhesion
Molecular function (GO): signaling adaptor activity; protein phosphatase binding
Source: RefSeq, a predicted model, not a curated record
UUUUUCACUCAGUGGUUUUGUGCGAGUUUGAUUUGAAGUUGGUGGUGUUUUCAAUCGCUCCUUUGCCGUCAUCCGUCAUCGUUUUGCUUGUCGGGAGUUGUAUUUUAUUUCUUCCAUGGCUAAGUGCGGAUUUCUUGUGGAUGUGUGUGUGUGUUAAAAGUGGAAAAACGGCUCAUACAAGUUUUUAAGGAAUACUAAUGAAAUGCACAUAUUAAUAUGAGAAACAUAUAAAAAUGAUAUAUGAAUUGGCAAAAUAGAAACAAAGAAUGUGAUAAGUAGCAUAAGAAAGUAUUUUAUACAGAAAAACGACGUUAAUCCUUAGUGUGACGGUCUUUAAUUACCGCUCCGAAAAUGUGUGCAAGUGUGUAUACGAGAAAAAUGGAUUAUACGCAAGACCUCGUCAAAAGUUUUAAGAACAAUUCCUUUGAGAGUAUUGUGAGUUUUUGUGACUAUUGCUAUCAUGCAUCGUUCACUGAAGCCGCAUACACAAGCUAAGAAGAUAACGAAAGUCGCUCCGCCCGCUCUUCCUGGAGAUCCAGUACCAACGUCAACUGCAUAUCAGCAACACGUAGCAAUAUAUCGUUUAGGAGGCAAUACUCCCAAUGCAAGUUGUAAACUGGAGGAUGGGAUUAUAAUGAGUAGUAUGGUUUCGUCGCCAUCGCUCGAAGAGGGCGGUUUCAAUUUGCCAAGAGAACCGACAGUAGCUUUACGAAUCAAAGAUGAAAUAGGAGAAUAUUCUGCUGCCAUGUCGUCAUCCGGUUCUUCCCAGACUGGAAUAGCAGGUGCAAGCGGGGUGAAGAAUCCACAGCCAUCCAGUGCAACUAGUUCUUUGAUAAGUGCAUGUCCACAAAAUCUAGUGCCAUGUGCCCCACCAGUAUUUUGCGCAACUUUACGAGAACCGCUGACUCACAAGGCCGCCGUUUAUUACCACCAGCAGCUGGCUCUGCAAGAAGACCAAGGUAUCGAUUUAACCCAAUCUCCCGGUCGGGAUUCGCCUGGUUCUUCAUCAGGUUCAGCGGGUUCUGGAUCUCGUCACUCAACCGCUAGCUUAGAUUCGGGCCGAGCCUCAUCAUAUCUUACUGGUGUUUCUGGUGCCGGCUCCAUUCGAAGUAGUGGUGGGGGAGCUCUCUCAUCGCCACGAUGCAGCUCAUUAAGCUCAUGCUCAAUAGGCUCUAUGGAUCGCCAACGAAAUGAAGAACUGAUUGUCGAUUGGCUGAUGGAAAUGAAAUACGAAGAAUAUGCCCAAUUGUUUAUUGCAGCGGGCUAUGAUUUACCCACCAUAGCUCGCAUGACUCCGGAAGAUUUGACAGCAAUCGGCAUUAAAAAUCCGCAGCAUCGAGAGCGCAUCAAACAACGUAUUGACAAACUACAAGUUUUAGAUAAUCUACCACAUUUUGUGCCGGGAUCCAUUGAAGAGUGGCUACAAUUACUUCGUUUGGAGGAGUAUCUGCAGCCUUUAUUGGAUCAAAACUACAAGACAGUCCGAGACGUCACACAAGUUACUUGGGAAGAUCUGGAAGAUAUUGGCAUUGUCAAGUUGGGACAUCAAAAGAAAAUUUUACUUGCCAUUAAACGUGUCAAAGACAUAAUAAGUGGAAAAUGGAAUCCAGGAGGUUCAAAUCCAUAUAACCAACAGGUAAUGUAUGCCAAACCUUGGCACCAAUUACCCCCAACUCCCACUUAUUUGCCCACAGCGCGUGUUUCGUGGGACGAUUCCAAAAUAUAUGCCAUAGCAAAUGCAACUUCUGAUACCUACCAUUGUAAUGGUAUUAGUCAUGAUUGUUGCAAUGACAAUGAUGUUGUUUUAAUCAAGGUACGUCAACCACGUGGUAAAAGCUUGGAAUCUCUUGAAGAUAUUCACGACAAUAGCACGCGGAGCCAUUUAACUUUUAGCCAUUACACAACUACGGACUAUGGCCAUUUCACACAUCCCUCACAACUUCAGCAGCAUCCAUCUUUGCAACAACAGCAGCACCAUUUGCAGCAGUCCGUUCUAAUGGCUGGAGCGGCCGCAGGAACCGCUUCUACGGUAGGUGGACCACCACGAAUCCUUACCAAUCCAACCACAAUGAACUGGCGUCGAUCAUACGAUGAUGGAGACAUAACGCCAACCAAUGAUGCAGCAGCCCGUGAAUUGAUGUAUGAAGAGGGUGGUGGCACCUUGCCGCGCCACCAACGCGGAAUACUUCAAAGAGCUGUUUUGAAUACUAUGCCGCCAUUGGAACACCAUCAUUAUAUGAAUGCAGCUGCUGCAGAAUAUGUAUGUCAUGCUGCUGGCAUUGGUGGAGCUACAAAUGCUAACGUGCAAAGUGCUUCUGCAGGCAACGUCGUUGAUAACCCAAAUCUUAACAAUCCCUACUUGACUGGAAGUCCUAUGACUAACAAAAAAAUUGCACCCGAACCCCCUCGACGUCACUGCAGCAUACGUAAUUCUCGUGCAAUGAGCCAGGAUGGCUCCCAAAUCAAUCCUGCUUCCGCCACAGUCAGUGGUCACGGUGCACUCACACCAAAUAUGUUUUACGGGCCAUCAGGAGUGCCCAGUACAACUGCAGCAAUCCAUGCGCACUCAGCAUAUCUACAACAGCAGGCUUCUCAACCAAUCUAUGCCAAUUAUGCUACCAUUCAGCAAACCACCGCAGAGAUACAUUGUGAAAAAUUGCAUGACAACAAGUCUAAUUCCAGCAUUGACUCAAUUGAUACCAUACCGUUUGCCAAUGAAAACACAGGCACUAUCAAACAACGUUUACUUAAUCGUCAAGAGCUAUCGAAUGCAAGUGUGUCGCAGACCGCAGCCGGUAGUCAUUUACAUUCCUCCUCAUCAUCGUCGUCCUCGUCCUCCACCAAUACCAUAGCAAAUAUAACACAUUCAUUCCACUCCCUUAAAUCCUCGUCCUCUCUACACGACGCAUCUUUGAUACGAAGUGAGAGCAUCGGAAGCACGGCCAGCGGAGGAAGCGUUGGUCUAACGCUCCUCAGAUCACCGACACUGCAGUAUCCCCCCAUUCAAGCGGACAGUGCACCUUCCCUGGCCGGCUUGGAUAGUUCCAGCACUACGAAUGGUGAUGAGACACGGUCUGACAGUCCCACAGAAGCAAGUGCCAUAUCGAAUACCGGUUCCUCUGGAAAUGGUACAACUACUGCUCAAGUUUCUGUAACCACCGGGCAGAAAGUUUCAGUUAACGUUCUCAAUGACAUUGGCAACAUGUUGGCCAAUCUCACCGACGAAUUAGAUGCAAUGUUGGAGGAAGAGAAGCGCGUAGGUCUAAAUACAGAUAGUGAGUAACUAAAUAAUAUUUAAAUACAGCAAUCAAAUCAACAGACAUUUAAUAAAAGGCAGGUGCUAUUAUCCCAACCUCUUUUCAUGAGAAAAAUCGAAAAACAUCGUAGACUACAUAGUAUAAUAUAAUAAACAUGUAUGUAGUGGUAGCUUAUAAACAUACAUAUAUAUACAUAUAGUAUGCAUUUAUGUUUAUUAACCCAGGGUUACCUAUAUAAUGUAAUAAUAAAAAUGGGCCAGUUUGUGUGGAAAAGACCAUUCAGUUCAACACCCUUUUCGACCUUUGGGUUCAAUCAUCUUUUAUAUACAACUAUAAAGUUGUCAGAAACAGGUAAAAAGGACCUGUUAAACAUUAAUCAAUUCCAAUUAUGGUCUUAUCGAAAUGGUGCAUGUUUGAAUCCGCAUUUAUUCAGAAGAAUUUUCCAUUUUCUUAACUUUUUUUAUCAUUGACAUCGUUAUUUAGCUGUUUGGCUGUUUAUAAAACGCCCAAAGCUUUCAAUUGAGGGUUAAAAGUGAUAUAUUUUGAAGUCGGUCUUAUCAGUACAGCUUAAAAAAUCAGUUGAACUAAAUAAAUGAACGUUGAAACAUGUUUUAUUGUUCUGUUGCAACAUCUGCACGUCUGUUUAGAAAUAAAUCGGAAAAAUUUUUAUUAUAAUCGCAAUAUUCGAAACAUUAAAUUUUAGUGGUUUAAGAAAGAGAGUGUAUGGGCGAACGAGAUUUUUUGGUCAACAACACUUCACGAUGCCAGCCGUCUUGUCUAUUUUUUCAUUAUAGCAGUGGCACAUCCCGGAGUGCCUACUCCCUUUUGCUUUUAGUCGGUGACUGGAUGGAAACAAAACCUUUGGACGCCCGAACUAUGGCCUAACCUUUCGUUAUCCUAUCCAUGCAUGGAGUGGGCCCUCGCCAAGCCUCAGGAGUACAGUCAUACUGAUAACGUAGUCAGCAAUCAUCAACUUUAAUUUUUCCCCCAAAAACAAAUUGUUAUAACACUUUGACAUUUCAUUUUCGUUUUAAUAACAAAUUGUUUCAGUGGUGAAAGGGAAAGUGACCUCCCCGACUAUAGGCCUGCUUAUGCUCUCGUAAAUGUAGAACAAAUGUAUCGUUAAAGAGGCAAUUAUGCCUAUUACCAAACGUAGCAUUUGACAUUUCAAACAAAACAAUUUUAAAAAAAAAAUUACUUGAUGGUGAGAGAGAUCUGACGUCGACGAACUUCAGGCAUAACUGAAGGGCAGGAAUAUUGAGAGGGCAUAUAACAACGAGGAGAUGGGCCGCCCUGACCGUACGGGGAGACAGAAUACGGUCAAGUUUCCCUUCUCAACACUAUGGAUGCGGUGGACAGAGUGAGGAGGGUUUCAGGAGACAGGGACUGGAUUGGGACUAUACUGCAACACGCACACAAUAUUUCAGGGAGAGCUAUGUGUCAUAACAAUAGACGCAAAAGAAAUUCUGGAAAGGGUUUUACAGUUUUCGAAAUCAGUUGUUGUUGGUGAUGUUUUGCCACAUUUGUAUGUGGAGUUAGCGAUUCUCUUCAAGCCCGUUCCGGUCACGGAUCGCCGCUGGAACGUUAUGGCCAUUGGUUAUUAAAAGACGUCAAUAGAUCGCCUGUAUUAAGCAAAAGCCUGAUUGUCCGCGACUUCAAUUGCAGCUACUCCGUAUAAAAAGCCUUUAACUAAUCGCAACCUGUGGAUUCGCCCGGUAGCUCUCAACUGAGCUUCUUGUAAUGACGAUGAACACCAAACAAAUUGGAGCUCAGAGUUUCAACUGAUGUGGUGCUUAUAAUCAUCGCGUGCCGUGUCGAAAUCAGUAUGUGUAUAUGGCGGCCCUCAAGGCCGUGGCCUCUAGUACAGUGAGGUCGCAGUGCAUGGAGGAGUGUGUGGAAUCCCUGAAUAGACCUCAGUUUCAUGACAUUGUGAUAACAUAGAUUAGCGGUUACGACAGCGCCAUAUUGGCGCUUACCACUACUCUCUUCUUGUAGUUUCUUGCUAUCACAUAUGUCUCACUUUUUUUCACAACAGGUCAGACUGACCACCUUUUCAUGGUGGGCUUCCCAAUUAUCCCACAGAGAAAUAGAAUAGGAGAAUAGCAGUUUUCUAAACAUUCAUUUUUGGUUUUGAAAUUUCUUCAAACUUCAAAUUUUUUCUCCUGACACGAAAACGGAACGUAAAAUGUUGUUUUUACUGAAUUUUCCGUUUACGAUAACGAUCGACAGACUUUCGGUAAUUAUUUGCAAUAGUUUUCAUAAAGCAAAACAAAACAGCUGACACGUUUUCCCACAUUUACGGUAUGUUUACGAGAGCAUAACCAGGCCUUAUUUCCGGAGCAACGCAGCCUAUUCAGUUGCCAUGGCUACAAUGUGGCAGGUAUGAAUCGCACACUCCAUUGAGGAGAAAUCACGCCUACGCUUGAUGUGGAUAGGCAACCCUCCGGUCUUGAGCGAGAUGUUCGGCACUACAAAAUUGAGGCUUUCAAGAUAAAAUCUACCUUUCCGUCGCCUUUAGUACCUGAUGUUUUUGAACUACCAGGACCGACCAGAAUGUUGCUGUCUCAAUUACCGUACCGUCUCAAUUCCUACUAGGCUAGUUUUGAUGGCAACGUGUUAGAUGUGUCUCCUGCUCAUGGCGUCCGAAACCCAAGAAUACAACCAAUCAUGAAUUCUUAAAAACUUACAGGAAUCAAAGGAACACUAAUUUCAUGUCAAUAUGAGCGAUAAGGACUACUGCAAUACAAACAGCUUUACUUACAUUUUGAUUUGAUUAUAAUUUAUUAUGGAUGGAGGCCUUUUGGUAACAUAUUACUGACUCUGCUAAAGUGGAGAUGAUUGUUUUGUGCCCGCUUGUUAGAAAAAGUAUUGUUUUUUUUUUUUCAUGCAAAUGUUGCAUGUGAAAGCGACAAACUAUCAAGGAACUUGAGAAAAUGCCAACCAACUCCCUAUUCAGGUGUAAAGACUUUUUGAACUGAGUGGGGGGAAAGCACUUACUGGAGAGAACCCUUUUUCCAAUUCGAUCUUAUAAAAUAUAAAUGUUAACAAUAAGAAGAAUAAAUAAAUAACAAAAAGAGAAAGCUUUUUAAAAGUAUACUUUUUGUACGUUAUCAAAAUAAAUGCAAAACACAAAAUGACACAACCAACCAACCUACCAACACUGUAAAAAGAAAAUGUUUAAUUAAACUAUUUAAAACAGACACACAAAUCUCAACACAAAUAAAUAUAUAAUAAAAAAAAUUAGCCUAUACAUACAUCACAUUUAUACUUAAAAUUGAAAACAAAAAAAAAACAAAACAAAAAGUUUGAUAAAGAAGUGUGUAACAUUGAAUAAUAACCCAUAAUCUUCUUGGAAUAGAUAAAAGAACAUUUUUAUUUUGGGUUAGUUUGACACAAAAUUUGUUUUUAAAAUAAUUUAUUUUUUUGCUUUUGCAUUCAAUUGUAGCCUAAAACACUGGGGCAAAAAUAUAGUCGUAAGCUCAAGUAUCAUGAGCAAAUCUUUUUGUUAGCUGUAACUUUUGGAUGUGAAGGACAUACUUCAAAUUUUUUUUUUCUUCUUAAAUUAUUUUGUUUUUAUUUUUAUUAAAAACUUGUAAUUUACAUACAUUUUUGUUUUAUGAUAUAUUUUUUAACGUACGAAAGCGAUUGCAGAAAUUGUCGCCUAUAAAAUUGCCCUAUAAAGAUGAAAAGGUUAAGUGUUAUUCCAUUUAUUUAAUUAAAAUUUAUAUACAAAAAUAAAUAAAAAUAUAAAAAUAUUAAA